CCUGAGCAGACAAGGUUUUGACAAGCGUAUCAUAUGCAGAUUAGGAUAGCAUUGCCUCUGCUGGAAAUGUGGAAUCUACAAACUGCUCUGGCAAUUCUUGGGACUUUGUGUUUGACCUCUAUAAGCGGAUACAAAAAUGGAAAGGUGGAGAAAUCUUGUGAGAGCAUGAUGCCAGAACAUCACAGCCAACCCAACACUACUGCCAGCCCAUACACACUGACUGCGAACGCCAGUAAGUUCAGUCCAGGGGACGAUAUAAGAGUCACUCUUUUUGGAAGUGAGCACUUUAAGGGCUUUCUGAUUCAGGCCCGAGAUGCCACGAACCCUGAUGCACCAGCUAUUGGCUCGUUCACGCUGGUAGAUCCUGACAUUUCUCAGCGUUUGACAUGCAACAGAAUAGAGGGUUCUGCUGUUAGUCACACCAGUAAUGCCAAAAAGAGUGAAAUUCGGGUGAUUUGGAAAGCUCCGUCCAAUGCUCCUCCCGCUGUACAGUUUUUUGCCACAGUUCUUGCUCACUACAAUAUUUUCUGGCACAAGCUUCCUGGUCCUGUCAUAUCUCACAUCUCAAUGUCUCCCGCUCCACCUCAACCAACCACCAUCACGUCUACAAACUCUGCAAGCACUUCUAUUCUGCCUCAGCCAUCCACCUCAGAGGGAUGCGGCAAGUGGAAGUCUUGUCUCACUGACCCUGUCAGCUGCAACCCUUCGGUGCACACAAACUGCUUCUUCCUUUCUUAUUCUACUUUGGGCCAGACAGUUUCGUUCGAGCUCAGCGGCCCUUCACAGGGAUACGUAUCUUUUGCUCUGUCCAAGGAUCAGUGGAUGGGAGAUGACGAUGCGUACCUGUGCAUAAAUGACGAGGGUCGUGUAAGUGUGGAGGCUGCACACACAACAGGCCGGACGUAUCCAGAGGUAUCAUCCAAGUCUGUGCUGACUGAUGUAGGCUGGAGAGUUUCCGAUGGGGUCAUUCAGUGCAAGUUCUCUAGGUCCAUCUACGCUCCUCAGGAUCCGGUCCGGUUCAGCCUUAACAACAGUUACUACCUGUUUGUAGCGCACGGGACUGCAGAAUAUGGUAUGAUCCACAGACACACGCGGCAGCCGCUGAUAUCAUCCCAUUCUCAGAUCAUUACCGGCCCUCCUGAGAUACUGACGGGAUCUCGAUCUCCACUGCUCAUGAAAUAUCAUGGAGCUCUAAUGCUGAUGGCCUGGAUGCUAGCAGGAAGCACUGGAAAAUUAAUGGCUGCCUAUUUUAAACCUGACUGGCCAGAACAGACAUUGUUUGGGCAAAAGAUAUGGUUUCAGGUGCAUCGCAUGUUGAUGUCUCUUACAGUUUUGCUGACCGCUGUAGGCUUUGUAUUUCCUUUCGUCUACAGAGGAAAGUGGAGCACAAGAGCUGGUGCUCAUCCAUACCUCGGCUGCACUGUUAUGAUUCUCGCUUUUUGUCAGCCUGUAAUGGCAGCAUUCAGACCAGCUCCAGAUUCCUCACGGCGAUGGAUAUUUAACUGGAUGCACUGGGGUGCUGGAAAUGCUGCAGAAAUUAUAGCAGUGUUGUCCAUGUUUUUUGGAAUGAGGCAACAGUCUCUAUUGCUGCCUUAUCCUUGGACCACAGGGGUUCUCUCUGCUUUUGUGGUUUGGACCAUUGUGUUAAAGCUGGUGUUAAAACUUCAUAAGCAUGGUAUUGUUAGAAAAGGGAGUGGAAAGGAAGAUGAAAUUCCAGUUCUCUCAAACUUUUCAGAGGAUGUAAAUUGGGAUACUAAGUUUAGAGUGGCUGUCCUUGCUGUUUUAGUGCUCGGAAACUCAGCAUUCUGUAUCUCACUACUCGCCUCCAUAGGGGACAUAUAACCAACAUAUGAAUCAUAUGGAACUACAGAAAUUGGAACGAAGACCUAAUUAUUUAUAGAGCAAGACAAGUCAUCAUCAGUUUCAUUUUAUUCAAGGUUUGAACAGUAUUUUGCAUUGAAAACAUCCUGCAAGGAAGAAACGUAUCUAUUAAGACAUUUCAAACAUGAAUAUUAUGAAUUAAAAUUCACACAUCUUUUAAAUUAUUUUCACAGAAGAAUAAAUGUCAACAUUAUAUCCAGACAAUCAAAGCAUAAAACAUUUAAAAGGCUCACAAUGUAAUUGUACAGAAACCAGCUACUUUUCUUGUAACACCUCUGGAAGCUACAUCCACAAUAUACUCUUGUUAGACAUUCCAAGCGGCCUUCUCUUGUCUUAAAUUGCACUUUUGUUCAGAUUAAAUCAAAGAUAAAUGUAUUUUUAUUUGCUUCUGCUCUUCACUGUAUGGUUAAUAUAAAUUAGAAUAAUACA
This is a messenger RNA of Puntigrus tetrazona (Sumatra barb), 2310 nucleotides long. RefSeq names its product ferric-chelate reductase 1a (gene frrs1a). The coding region runs from base 34 to 1842 and encodes 602 amino acids. The record is from RefSeq and is a predicted model, not a curated record. The transcript is spliced from 16 exons. Lineage: Eukaryota; Metazoa; Chordata; Actinopteri; Cypriniformes; Cyprinidae. Gene Ontology annotation, molecular function: oxidoreductase activity, acting on metal ions.